ACGGAGAAGAAGGAAGCUUGAAAGGUAUGGGGUGGUUUGAAAAUAGUCACUUUGAGGAAUCAGUGGGAGAACAGACAUGUAUACUUUCUUGCUGACAUUGAAAUGUCAGUUAAAGAGCCCAUGAACUGUGUAGUGGUAGGAAUCUGUGUGGGUACGGGAUUUCUCCAGUCCCACCCAGAUACUGAAGUAUGAAAUUGUCCAUUGGCCCCACUAACUAGGGUUUUAAAUAUAUUCUUUCUUCUAGGGAUUUUUUGAACUGAUACCACAGGAUCUCAUCAAAAUUUUUGAUGAAAAUGAACUAGAGCUUCUGAUGUGUGGCUUGGGAGAUGUGGAUGUGAAUGACUGGAGAGAGCACGCAAAGUACAAAAAUGGCUACAGCAUAAAUCAUCAAGUCAUCCAGUGGUUUUGGAAGGCUGUUUUAAUGAUGGACUCAGAAAAAAGAAUACGAUUACUUCAGUUUGUCACUGGCACAUCCCGUGUGCCUAUGAAUGGAUUUGCUGAACUGUAUGGCUCAAACGGACCACAGUCAUUUACAGUUGAGCAGUGGGGCACGCCUGAGAAGCUGCCAAGAGCUCAUACCUGCUUUAAUCGCCUGGACUUGCCACCCUAUGAGUCAUUUGAAGAAUUGUGGGAUAAACUUCAGAUGGCCAUUGAGAACACUCAGGGUUUUGAUGGCGUUGAUUAGAUUUCAAGUAACCAUUUAUGGUGUUUUACUGCCACUUUUUUUUAAAGCAAAAUCUUGACUUAAAAUUUUCCAGGGAACUACUAAUCCUUGGCCAUUGAUGCUUCUCAGAUAUUGGAGAAAAUCAUGUCAAUGAAUUAGAAGAAAUAGUAUUGACAACUUUUCCAUUAUUUCAUUCAUUUUAAUAAUGUGUUGCAUUUACAUAGUUGUUUUGUUCUAUUUUGAGUUCACACCCAAGGAUUUAAGUCCUGUGUGCCUGAAAUAGUGAGUUUUGUCCUUGGAUUUACCUCUUUAACAGUAUUUGCCAGGCAGUUCUUUCUUAAACUACUGAAAUGAUAACUGUGAAUACCUGUGAUAAGUGUCAUGUGUGAAAAGUGUGAUUUUUUUUUGAGAAGGAGAACUGAAAUUUGGGGGAAAAAAACUUCAAUACUGAGUACACGACAAUAUAUUCAGUGCUGCCUGCAGCUAGUUAUUAUUUUUUAGACCUGCCUACUGCACGUGCAGUAACAGGUUUUUGUAAAAAUUUUGCAAGGUGUGUUACCUAUAUUUUCAGUCAACUGAUUAACUUACAAAAAGCUGUUUACUUCUUCAUUUUAAAAGUAUUUGGCUUUUGUUAGUACACAGUUUUACUAAACAAGGUAGUUCAUAGGACAUGUGAAGCAAAUUCAGAUUUGCGAAAGUUGAAAGGUAUCAGUGCCUCCCACUUGCCUGUAUAUCCUAUGGCUCAUUGAUAAAGCCAUUAUUCUUUACUGUUUUCAUUUAGUUAAAAGAAUUCCUUCUUCAAACUAAAGCUCAACAAAGCAGUAUUCCUAAAUAUGCCUUGAAGAACUAAGUUAAAUGUGUAAUACUUGCCUUUACUAGUCAUUCUUUAAACUUGCACAAUUAUGUAGUACUUAUAUGUUUACAGGGUUUAUUAUGUUUACAGAUUAAGCUAAUUUCUGUAGUUGCAUUUUUAUAUUUUUAGUAUUUCACUUUAGUCAAGAAAACCAAAUAAUUUGUUAAAAAUUACCAAAGAAUAGUUACAGUGUAUCAUUUGUAUUAAAUUUAUUACCAUGUUUCUUAUGCUUUUUAAAAAACUGUUUACUAUGAAAAUAAUGUUUUGCUAUAAAUCCAAAACUCUUUAGGCAAAAUGCUAAAGAUAGACUUCUACUUUAGCUAAAUAGAAGUACAUAAAAAUCCUGUGCAUGCAUUCAACAAAGGUUUACUGAAUGCCUGCGAUAUGCAUAGCUCUGUCUAAGCCAAAGGGUGAGAGUUAUCAGCUUCAAAGAAAUCCAUCCCCAUCCUCAAGGAACUUAGAGACGUGUAAAGGAAUUUUGAAACCAUCAAAAGUCAGGGUGAGCAGAAUAAGGCGAAAGGGAAAGUGUUUUAGUGCACCUGGAAAGGUAAAGUGUGCCAAGGCUGUAUUUAUAUACUUUAUACCUGUAUUGGAAUGAUUGUAUAGAAAAAUGCUCUUGAAAAAAGUUAAAGCUAUUUCUCAAUAUGGUAUUUUGGUGAUUUAGGGAUAAUUGUAAAUAUAUGUUAUGAAUCUUCUGAAAUACACACACACACACACACACUCCAAGAGGUAUAAAAAGUGUAUCCGGCUGUUGGUUACAGUUUGCUGGGGUCUAAUACCAUGUGUACUUUUCAGCACCUGGUAGCGAUCUCAUAAGUGACAGAAGCAAAACCACUUUCCAAACAUCACAUCAACAGCCCAGCUUAGAGAAAGUAAUUCACAGAUCCGUGCACCCUCUGUCUUAUCUUCUGUGUUAAACAGCUUUCAGGGGAAACACCCUGUUUUUACCACUUACCAAAUGUUUAAACUGAAGCAACAUACUUCACCUCUCUGGGGGUUCUUCAUCUGUCAAAGGAAAAUAACCAUGCAUCACACUCUCAUUGUCAUGUAAGAUUGUUGUCAGUUCCAGAGAGAUGCUCUGUAAAGUCUCAUACAAUCAGAAGGUACUUUGUGCCGGCCGUCAGAUUUUGUCAAAUCAGAUGUGAACAUGAACCACACUCCCAAAGAGAAAUCUCUUCAUUUAAACAUGAGUUGACUGCUAACAGACAAGGCAGGAUCAUCUCUGGUAUUGAAUACAUACAAAUUAUGUAUGUAUACAUAUUUUUAUCUGUAUAUGGAUCUUACCAUCAGAAUUCAUUUUCUCCACAUGAGCAAAGUAAUGUUAAGAUGGGCCAAUGCAUUUUGGAAUGUUCUCAUUAUGUAGAACUGAACGUGAAAACUGCUUUUGUUAAAAAAGGAUUUUACCACAUGAUUGUUUAAAUAUCACUUCUGUCAAAUAUGGCAGAUAUCAGACCUUGAGAAAAUACAUAGCUUGCUUUUCACCUGACUCAUUCACUUGGAUGAUUCUGUGACUCAGAUAAAACAGCGUGUUAAUAAGACCAGACACUCCCACCAGCACCCAGCCAUAGACCAGCAUCUGCUUCAUUUUCCAGUUAUGCAGUGAUGGUCUGAAAGGAACCUGUAUCAAGCAACACAGCCCCUCAUCCCAAACAGCAAAGUAUCUCAAAACGCAUUCUACAGCUGGAAGUAAAUAGGGUCAUUUUCUUAAAGCAAGGAUGUCAUAUUUUUCUAGAACUUAUAAGCACAUAAUUUUAGCCUAUAUUUUCUCUGUAAUCAAACAAAUUUUAAUGGACAUAAAAUUGUAUUACAAAUGCAUUUCAUCCUAAUUUAAAUGGUUUUGUUUUAAUUUUUUAUUUAUAAUGCUGAAAUUCCAGAGAAUUAUCAAGUCAAACAACUCUUUUGAAUUAUAAGCCACUUGACAUUGUUUUCUAAAAUCUUCUCAUAUGGGAAAAAUAUUA
Molecule: messenger RNA, 3475 nt
Organism: Odocoileus virginianus texanus
Lineage: Eukaryota; Metazoa; Chordata; Mammalia; Artiodactyla; Cervidae
Source: RefSeq, a predicted model, not a curated record